UCAAUUUUUCGUGCUUCUGCAAACCGGCGAGAUGGCAAAGUUAGAUGAGCGUAUUGGAUUUAUUGGAGGCGGAAAUAUGGCAUUUUCGAUUGGUUCCGGCCUUAUUCGCGGUGGAAUUGUUAAGGCCAGCCAGGUGAUGGUGUCAGGACCGCAUAUUGAAAAUCUGUCCCGCUGGCGUGAACUAGGCGCAACUACAACUGAUGAAAACAACGACGUAUUGGAGCACACCGAUAUUAUUUUCAUCUGCGUAAAGCCUCAUAUGCUGGAGCCUUGUGCAGCACAGCUUAAAUACAAACACGUUCCGUCGGCAAAAGACGCAAACAAGCUGUUCGUCUCAGUUUUAGCAGGCACAACCCUACAAGCGUUAGAGGAGACAUUCGCGUUCAUAGGAAUAUCGGGCUUAAAAAUGAUACGAACAAUGCCCAAUACUUCUAUGCAGGUAGGAGAGGGAUGCACUGUUUACACUGGCAAUGCGCAUGUCGCACACCAGGAUCUAGAAAAAGUUCAUUUAAUGCUAAACUCAUUGGGUUUGGCGCAACAAAUACCAGAGCCAAUGAUCGACGCAGUCACUGGUGUGACCGGCUGCGGACCAGCUUUUGUUUAUACCAUUAUUGAGUCUCUUGCCGAUGGUGCAGUGAAACAGGGAGUACCACGUCAGAUGGCAUUACAAUUUGCCGCACAGACUUUACUAGGCGCCGCCAAGACGGUGCUUUUGACCGGAAAGCAUCCAGCUGUCCUGCGCGAUGAGGUAUGUUCACCUGGUGGCUCAACUAUCGUCGGCGUACAUGAGCUGGAAAAGGGAAACCUCAGAGCUACGAUUAUUAAUGCCGUGGAGAAGUCUUCAUUACGCUCAGCUGAGCUGGGCAAAAAGUAAAGUGUCCCAAACCAUUGAGUGUGUUCCUCUACAGGUAAACCUCCCUAGGCAUAUACGACAAAAAGUUCCAUUUAAAUAUACUAAAGUCGGUGAUAUAAUCAA
This is a messenger RNA of Drosophila novamexicana, 976 nucleotides long. It is a transcript of the gene P5cr, whose product is annotated as pyrroline-5-carboxylate reductase 3. The record is from RefSeq and is a predicted model, not a curated record. The transcript has 2 exons. Gene Ontology annotation, biological process: L-proline biosynthetic process. Gene Ontology annotation, molecular function: pyrroline-5-carboxylate reductase activity. Bases 32 to 874 code for a protein of 280 amino acids. NCBI's taxonomy places the organism in Eukaryota, Metazoa, Arthropoda, Insecta, Diptera, Drosophilidae.